AAUGUGGGUGGGACUAAAGCGUGCAUCACCCACGGUUAACACUGAUGAACUCUUCUCUGAUACUCCGGCUGGGCUACAAUGAAACAUUUUUGUUACUUUGAAUGACUCUUUUAGCUCUUCGCCCUGUGUGUGGAGCCGCCGUGAGCCGAUCCGUGGCUUGAACUUAGCUGACAGGCAUUAAAUCAUUUGUACAACAGAGCUAUGGCCAGUCCAGAGGACGUGAUCGAGCCGUUGGCAGAGAGCGCAGCUGCCCAAAACCUUAAUAGACGACGCUUCUCACACGACUGCCACGAUUUGACUAAAGACGAGCUAGAUGGCCUCAUGUCACGCAGUGAAGGACGUCCUUUCAUCGUGGUGCAUCAUCUUUCCGAAAUAGAAGAUAAGGGUAUACCUUAUUUCAUCCCUGAUGUUCCUGUUAAAUGCAGACUGGACAACACAGAGAAGCACACUACACGCUCAAGGGUUAGUGUUGGGACCCUGUAUACACUGCAUCUAACACAUGGCCAGUUCCACUGGACUAUAAAGAGGAAGUACAAGAACUUUCAGGAGGUGCAUCGCGACCUUUACAAGCACAAGAUGAUGCUUCAUUUACUGCCUAUUGGAAGAUUUGCAAAGGAGAGGCAGCAGCUGAGAAAUAUGUCGGAGGAAAUGCCCAGCCUACAUGGGACUGAGCGGGCCAGAAGAACCUCCAGCAAAGUGAAAUACCUUGAGGAGUACCUGAAUUGUCUACUGGAGAACACAUUCUGUAAAAAUGAUAGCAGCAUGCUGGAGUUCCUCUCCAUCAGUCCCCUCUCCUUUGUCUCUGAUCUUGGACCCAAGGGCUUGGAGGGAUAUAUCUUGAAGAGGUCAGGGGGUCACCGAAUCCUAGGCCUGAACUGUAUAGGCCAUCAUCAGAUCUGCUUCCGCUGGUCACGCCGCUGGCUGGUGGUGAAAGACUCUUUCCUGUUGUACAUGAAACGAGAUAGUGGCAGCAUCGACUUUGUGCUGCUGUUUGAUCCAGAGUUCAAAACGAAAGUGGGUCGUGCUGACACAGGCACCAAAUAUGGAGUGUGCUUUGAGAACUUUAAUCGGAAUUUGAUUAUCAAGUGCAAUGGCUAUAGGCAAAGUCAAUGGUGGAAUUCUGAAAUCAAGCGUCUGGCAGAAACAUGUGACUUUCUCAAAACGCACCGCUUCGAAGGAUUCGCUCCACCGCGGGAGAACACGCUCACUAAAUGGUAUGUGAAUGGAAGUGGUUACUUUGCCGACCUGGCUGAUGCUCUCGAACAAGCCAAGGAGGAGAUUUUCAUCACAGAUUGGUGGCUCAGUCCUGAAGUCUUCCUAAAGAGACCAGCAACUAACAACUACUGGCGGCUCGAUGAGAUCCUCAAACGCAAAGCAGAAAUGGGAGUCAAAGUGUGUGUACUGCUGUACAAAGAGGUGGAGAUGGCACUUGGCAUCAAUAGUGAGCACAGCAAGAGGACUCUAAUGAAUAUGCACCCAAACAUCAAGGUGAUGCGGCAUCCUGACCACGUGUCUUCUGUGGUGUUUCUGUGGGCUCACCAUGAGAAGAUGGUGGCCAUUGACCAAACAGUAGCCUUUGUAGGGGGGCUUGACCUGGCUUUUGGGAGAUGGGAUGACAGCCAGCAUCACCUAACUGACCUUGGUUUGACAGAGACGACCGACGGGGGCAAUGGUAUGGCUGGUGGCUCUAAAACAUCUGAGCCAGAUAAGCAAGGAGAGCAGGACCCACGUGAUUUGACUGGUAACAGUAAACUGUGGCUUGGCAAAGAUUACAAUAACUUUAUCAAGAGAGACUGGGUCCAGCUGGAUAGACCAUUUGAAGAUAACAUUGAUCGUGCUACAGUUCCUCGCAUGCCGUGGCGUGACCUGUCUGCAGCUUUUCAUGGCAAAGCUGCCAGGGAUGUAGCCCGCCACUUCAUCCAGCGCUGGAAUUUUACCAAGAUCUUCAAAAUCAAGUACAAAGACGACUUCUACCCUUACCUUCUUCCCAAGUCUCAUUCCACUGCUGACUCUCUGCCAUUCACUGUGCCUGGGUCCAAGAAAGCCAAAGUGCAGGUGCUGCGCUCUGCUGAUCGUUGGUCAACUGGAACCUGUGAGAGCUCAAUCCAUAACGCUUACAUCGACACCAUCAACAAGAGUGAACACUACAUCUACAUCGAGAACCAGUUCUUCAUCAGCUGUUCCGACCAGAAGACUGUCCAUAAUGGCAUUGGUGAUGCAAUCGUGAAUCGAAUUCUGCGUGCCUACAGGUAUGACUUGAGUGUGUUGGUUUUCUAAUAUUUGUCUAUUGUCUUUCGGAGGGGCUGUGUACAAAAUGUUUUAUUCUGUCAUCCUAGGACCAUGUGCCGAGGGGAGUUCUCCAUCCUGUUGAGACUAAGCGAAUUGAAGGAUCAGUGGACAGAGUACAUCACACUGUGCGGAUUGAGGACGCAUGCCCAGCUCUCCGAGUCACCUGUCACAGAGCUCAUCUAUGUUCACAGCAAGACCCUCAUUGCUGAUGACCGCUGCUAUAUCAUUGGAUCAGCCAACAUUAAUGACCGUAGCAUGCUGGGCUCCCGAGACAGUGAGUUGGCAGUAUUUGUGGAAGAUGAAGAGAGGGUCCCAUCCAUCAUGGGAGGGGAGGAAUACCAGGCAGGACCACUGACACUCGCUCUACGCAAAGAGUGCUUCAGGGUUCUUGUUGGAGCUGCUUCAGACCCCAGUAUAAAUAUUGACGAUCCAAUCAGUGAUGAGUUCUUCUUCUUGGUUUGGAAUGACACUGCUAAAACGAAUGUUAACAUUUAUGACAAGGUGUUCAAGUGCCAGCCCUGCAACAGUGUCCAUAGCAUGCAAGCCCUGAGGGACUAUUUAAACGUGGCUCGUCUCUGUGACACAGACCCCGAGCAGGCCAAAGAGGAACUAAAGGCCAUCCGAGGAGUGCUGGUCCAUUUCCCCUUAAAGUUCCUGUGUGAGGAAAACUUGCUGCCUCCACGGAACACUAAAGAAGGCAUGGCUCCUGUAGGGCUGUGGACAUAAGCAGCAGCUCAGCCAUGUUCAGACCACUACACGACAAUGCAACUGCUGCUGUACUGCAACCAUCUUUCCUGUAGUCAGCACAGUAAACAAAAGGAGUUACAGCACCAGCACUUGAAUGGUGAGAGGAGGAGAGAGGUGUUACCCUUACCAAAUUUAUUAAUGAUCCACUUAUGAUUACUUUGUCUUUUUGAUUGACAAUGGGCUAAUGUGACUGAUGUUAGCUACUGACAUGCAAAUUUUACGAUGUCCUAUCUAUAUUAGGUUGUGCUGACCAAUUUGUUUGUGAUGUCUGCUUUAUAAUAGCUUCAGUGUGAUCUGAUCUGCAUGUCUGGCGGCGGUGCAGAGCACAGAUAUAUGAAUGUAUGAGUCAGGAGAGGAUUGCAAGGUUGUAUUAGAAAUCAAGCAUCUCACAUGAUCUGGGAACAUAGUGUACAUUUAUUGGUGCACGAUUUUUGGGUGGGUGGGUGACUCUCUCUCUCUCUGUCUCUUUUCUCUCACUCUCUCCCUCUGAGGCUUCACCUCUCACUGCAGUGCCAGAAAAUCUGUCAGAACAUUUGUGGUUGUUAUGGUGACGGAUAUAAAGAGAUGACUGGAUUGUAGCUGAAAUAAAGACUGGAUAGGGCAGAAUAGGGAGAGUGCUGAUAAGAGGUACAACUUACUAAAUCAGGAUGAUGCACUGGGAAAAAGGAAGCUAAUAUUCUGCUAGGGCUGCUGACCAUUUCUGGAUAUAUGAUCAGGUGGGGAAACUGUGAGAGCGGAAAGAAAAGCAGAACAAGAUAAUUAAAGGGUGUUAGAUUUGAUUUCCUGCUAAUUGUUGCAUUUUUUUUAAGUCUCCAUGACACCCUAGUGAAUUUUUUUUCCCACCAUACUGUCGACAGUCCAGAACAGAACAUUCCACUGCCCACUUGAGACCACUGAAUAUCUCAGCUAUUUUUAUGUUGGGUCCAGAAUCUUUCAUGUGUACCGUAUGUUACAUUUGCUCACAGACAUAGCCGUUUGUUUAGGUCCACUAUUUUUAGCCAUAACGCUGACUUGAGUUAUGACGUGAUGUCGUUUUCACAUUCUCACUGAUUGCCAUUUUGGGGCAUCACGGGGCUGUUUUUUUGAAAUGUCAUUCCCUUGAGCUGUGACCAAGCCGUGAAUGCUGUUGGGAAGUCUUUAAAUGUCUUCUACUGAAUACAUUUGUAGCAUUGCUGGUGAAAAUAGAGAGGAAACCGUCCCUCUUUUGUGUCAUUGCAUUGACUGAGAUAUCAUGUAAUAAUACAGCAGGUAAGGUACAGUAUGUGCCUUAGAAAAACAGGAAUUGGAUUCUAAGGGUUGAUGGAAAACCAAAGCGAGGGGGGAUGUUCCUUUUUCUGCAACUUUAGAUUGUGCAUUCGGGCAAAACUGUAACUCAUUUUUCAAUAUCUGAAGCACUGGGCCAAGUUUUAUUACAUGCACUUUCAUCACAAGUUUUUUACAGCAACAAACAGCAGAAGGGGACAUAAAGGCCAGUCUGUAAAACUUGUGAAUGAGACUCUGUUUUAUAUUCCUAGCCUUGUGCUUGUGUUAUGACUACUGUGCGUGCGUGUGUGUGUUCUGGAGGAGGGUUGAGCCCUUGCACAUGUUUCUUUUAAAGAGACCAGAUAAAAGAUGACCUAGAACAAUGCAAUGACAACAAAUCAUAGUUAAGUGAAUAAACCAGACUGUUGUAUAAGCUUCUGACACACACCUAUGAGUGAAAAACAUUACCUUGGCAGUUCCAUUGCAAAGCUGUCUGUGAAUGGGACAGGUGCCCCAUGCGACCAAGUCUACAUGAAGUGUCUCUCACAGGAUUGUUGUUCAGUUAAAGCAUCUGUGUUUAGAAAUAUGGAUGCUUACUUAUGUAAGAUAUUAAAAGACACUAUAAGCCCUUAUAUAUAGCCCAUAUAUAUAUUUUCUACCCUCUUUCUUGCAGCCCAAAGUGGUUGUCUUAACUGGUGUUCCUUUUAAGUUCUGCAGAAAUGCCUGUAAUAUACCGAAAAGUGACCUUAUAACGUUUCUCUCAUGAAUUUUAUUUUUAAUAGACCAAUAAUUAGCAUUCCCAAACCACUUUUAUGAAUUUAUUACUCAUUGAAAUGUGUUUGUAUUCAUCCCUGAGAGUCACUGUGUGAAACCUUGUCUCUGUAGAUCAAUGUCAUUACCUUAUAAUUACUAAUGUAUAGGGUUACUAACACUCAGGGGUAGAAAGCAAUGACCAAUAUUCUUAGUCUUGUUAGUGCAAUUAUGAGCAACUUGUAUUUUAUUGUUUUUUUUUUAACAUGAACUUGUUUUUUAUAUCCAAAUAUCUACUUUUA
Messenger RNA from Neolamprologus brichardi, 5330 nucleotides. The record is from RefSeq and is a predicted model, not a curated record. NCBI's taxonomy places the organism in Eukaryota, Metazoa, Chordata, Actinopteri, Cichliformes, Cichlidae.